AUGAAGAUGAAUAGUACUCACUACUUGGAUCACCAGCAUCAAUUUCAGUGGAUGGAUGAUCCACGUAAACAGGGUAACGGCACUAUUGAUUCCAAUGUGUCCUAUGCAAACAUCGACGCUAAGCAGCAAUUAAAUUAUGGUGAUGUACCGUCUGACAACAUAUGUAAAAGCGACAAUGAACCCAUAGAUACGUCUAUAAACUUAACUUACGUGAAUGAAAUUCCGGAUAGCAACACUACGAACUUUAUUUCAUCCAACAAAACUGCUGAAACUGCCGACACUAAUGCCACAACUCACACUAACGAAACCUACAUUGUUGACCCAAUAGAAGCUCAGCAGUUUGAUUCAAAUUAUUAUACCAUCAAAACAAAUUAUGAUGAGACGCAACCUCCAGUAAAUUCCAAUAAUUAUGCUUAUUCCAACGAUGGUUACAACUUGUUUGCUGGCAACAUGCCAUCUAGUGACUGCUACUACUACCAGACUCAGCCCAUGGGUAAUUCAGCUGGAGGCAUAGGAUAUUAUAACGACAUCUACCAAACAAUAUCGCCCGCUUUUGUCGGUUUGCCUAUGUCACUGCCAGCCUCUCCUUAUAUGGCCUGCUCUCGCUCCCCUGCACAGUCUGUCAUGGGCGAUUAUGACACUGAUAACUUCAUGAUUAACACUUUAUCACAAAUGUCAACCCCCAGCAGUCCUUGCUACCGACCAGUGUACAAUGGUUAUGGCAAAUUUCUCGUGGAUUCCGCGCCACAAUUCACCCUCACCCAAUCCGCAUUGUCCCCUAAUAUGAACUACACUAUGGAUAUGGGUAUGAAUAUGAAUACAAAUUGCGGGUAUGAAGAAUUAGACGAUUCAUUCUAUGCAAUAGUGGAUGAAAUCGUCGAGAAUACCAAAUACCUACCCCCCAAAAAUUCCGAAGUAAAAUGCUCCCUUGACGCCAAUCAUCCCAUACAUUGCGUAUGGAAAGACAUGAACCGAGGACAUUUUUCCUGGAGAUGCCGUUGGUGGGAGAAUGGGAAAAGACUAUCAAAAAAUUUCAACAUAAAGCGUUUUGGAGAUAUGGAGGCCAUGAAAAUGGCCAUCACUAUGAAACUCAAGAAUAGUACACCAUCCGAGAGGCUACAGCUCCUUAAAGAGCAACGCGAAGUGGUGCGAGUAAAUAUGGAAAAGAGACACAGCAAUCCUCCAAUAGAUUUACUAACUACAGUUUCUGGUCAAUUUCCCACACCAGUAUCGACAAUACAACCCCCUUCCCCUAAUAUAUCAGACUACUCCUGCGAUAAUGACGAAUAUUCCGUAAAAAUACAGGACGAAAACUUCAAACGCCUAAGCUGGGCUUACACAAUGCUUGACAGACAUGCCAAUGGGAAGGAUUCUAACCUUAGAUGCAAGAUAUGCAGAAAAACUAUUAAAUCAUCCAGGGGGAGUAACAUUGAGCAAAGUUUUUUCUUACACUUGUUCAGGAUGCACAAAAAUCCUUGGAAACAGUAUGUGGACGUUCGGGGUCUGGAUUCGGCGUCUAAGAAUAUGCUAAAUAACUUAUACUCCUUCCAUGGUAUUAACGAUCGCACCCCCUGGAAAGUUAACUCAUCACUAUGCCGCCCCUGA
Babesia microti strain RI is the source of this 1605-nucleotide messenger RNA. Its product is annotated as transcription factor with AP2 domain(s) (AP2-G). Gene Ontology annotation, biological process: regulation of DNA-templated transcription. Gene Ontology annotation, molecular function: DNA-binding transcription factor activity. NCBI's taxonomy places the organism in Eukaryota, Apicomplexa, Aconoidasida, Piroplasmida, Babesiidae. The record is from RefSeq and is a predicted model, not a curated record. Bases 1 to 1605 code for a protein of 534 amino acids. The transcript has a single exon.